GAACCGUGGAAACAUAUGGUUCAUCAAUCAUAUGUUAAGUUUCAUAAUUACUGUAUUUUUUUUUUUCCUAUAUAUAAGAAGAAGUUAAGUUAGAUUUGUAAUUAAAAGAAUUUGAUCUAUAACAAAGGAGAGAAAAGUGAUGGGAGAGUAUGGUUAUGUGUACCGUAGUGUCUCGACUUACAGUACCACAAGAAAUGGAACGCGUGAGCCUGCUGUCAUAAAACCGUUUGCUCCUUUCAUUCCCAAAAGUAACGGUAAUAAUUACUCCGAAGGCGCUGUUACCAAAAAAACAAUAGUUCCGGUUACUAGCAGGCCUUAUGAUGAACCAGCAACAGAAAAAUAUGCCUCUUCAGAGGAUGAAUCUGAUGAUGAUGAGAGGUAUCGUCAAACAAGCCCGGUUUAUAACUCCCCGCGUAAAGUUGAUGAUCGGUUCCCCACCAAGGUGCAGAAUCAUGAAGCUAGCCGUAAUCCUCAAAGGUUCGGUCCUGUAGCUGAUAGGGAUCGCCAUAGUCCACAGCCAACGGCUGAUGGACGAAAGCCAAUUGGAAUUAGUCCAAUUAGAAAUGAUAAAUAUGAUGGUACUAAUGCCUAUGGUGGUGACCGUCGUCCAACAGCCGUAAGGGAUCCAUAUCCCCCCCACAAAGAAGAGCAUAAACCAAUUGGAGGAGUUGGCCUAAAGAGUACUAGUGAUGGCUAUAAUAAUAACGGAUAUGGUGGUGACAAAGAAAGACGGAAGCCAAUUGGAAUUAGUCCAAUUAGGAAUGAUAACUAUGAUGGUCCAAAUAGGUAUGGUGGUCACCAUCCUGCAGGAGUUGUAAGAGAUCCAUAUCCCCACAAAGAAGGGCGUAAACCGAUUGGAGGAGGUAGUCCCGAUGGCUAUAAUAAUGGAUAUGGCGGUGACAAAGGACGCAAACCAAUUGGAGUUAGUCCAAUUAGGAAUGACAACUAUGAUGGUGACCCUCGUGCAGGAUUCGUAGGAGAUCCAUAUCCCUACAAAGAAGGGCGUAAACCCAUUGGUGGAGGUAGCAUAAGGAGUAGUCCUCCUGAUGGCUAUAAAGGAUAUGGUGACGACAAAGAAGGGCGUAAAUCGAUUGGUGGAGGUAGUAGCAUAAGGAGUAGUCCUCCUGAUGGCUAUAAUGGAUAUGGUGACGAAAAAGAAGGGCGCAAGCCCAUUGGAAUUAGUCCAAUUAGAAAUGACAACUAUGGUGGUGACCGUCGUGCAGUAGCUUUAGGAGAUCCAAAUCCUUAUAAAGAAGGACGCAAACCAAUUGGAGUAGGUAGCAUAAGGAGUAGUCCUCCUGAUGGCUAUAAUAAUGGAUAUGGUGGUGACAAAGAAGGACGCAAGCCGAUUGUAAGUAGCAUUAAGAAUGACAACUAUGAUGGUCCUAAUGGAUAUGGUAGUGACUACAACAAAAAAGAAGGAUACAAGCCCACUAGGAAUGGCAACUAUGGUAACAGCUAUGGUAUAGCUAACCGCGACAACAAGCCGUUUGGAAGUAGUAGCAAUCCUAAAUAUGAUGAUAGUGAUAAUGUCAAUUAUUACAACAACAGAUCCAAUUCCAAUGGACCAAAAAUUAGUUCAGAUUGGACUAAAGCACCAAGAAAAGGGGUUCUGUUAAGCGAGCCAAUUCAUGAUAUUGAGAAGGCUAUGGACUUGUUGAAGAUGGAAGCUGCAAAGCGCAAUCACUACUACGAUAGUCCAACUCCAACCCCUUUAGACAAUUGGGGUGUACCAGGUAAUUCUUCUCCUCGCUUUACCGACAGGACAGGCUCCGGUAUCACAAGACCUCAUGGAAAUUUCAACCAGCCUCAAUCACGACCACGCGAUUCAACAACGCGUGUCACAUUCGUUGAUGAUGGUAGAGAUGAUGAUGAUGAUGAUUAUUACAGGAGGGAUGAUUCAGGACGUUAUGGUUAUGGAUACCAUGAUGCAGUCAUUGACAGUAGGGAGGCUGAGAAGAUGUUUAAAGGCACCACAGUCUGAAAAUUAAUUAGCAACUUUACUAAGCUAGUAUGAAUAUUAAGUAAUAUAUAUGGUUGCUUAUAUUAAAGAUUAGUGUAUACCUUUCAAGUGUAUGGAUCUUGUGCACCUAUAUCUAUAUGGUUGUCUACCUUUUCUAGUGUAAAAUAUUAAGGGUUGAAGGAAUGAAUAAAUAAAUAAAUAAAUAAAUAUGCAUGUGGAGUGCUUAUUAAGUAAAAGCCCUUUUUAUCAAUUAGUGGCUGAUCAUUCCAUGUAUACAUGAAAUUGUGAUUGUUGCAUUAGCUGCUUAUGAUGUUAUGAUUAUUAGUCUAUUAUUACUUUGGGGUUACCGUGAUAUAGGAGGAUGACCUCUCCGGCCUAAGUAUCUACCAUUUAAGGGGGUUGACCAUCAAUCAAUAAAUUGUUUGGCUUGAUUUAA
Molecule: messenger RNA, 2399 nt
Organism: Trifolium pratense (red clover)
Lineage: Eukaryota; Viridiplantae; Streptophyta; Magnoliopsida; Fabales; Fabaceae
Product: RNA-binding motif protein, X-linked-like-3
Exons: 2
Coding region: 140-1984 (614 amino acids)
Source: RefSeq, a predicted model, not a curated record